AUGGAACCUAAAGCAUAUUUAAACUUAAUUUUACUGGGGAAAAAACGAGCUGGGAAGAGUGUGUCAGGAAACACAAUACUGGGACGAGAAGCUUUCAUAUCAAGGAGAAGAUCUGGUUCUGUCACGCCUGAUAACACUGUUGAAUCUGGGACUGUUGAUGGGUUUCCAGUCAAUGUUUAUGACACACCAGGAAUCUGUGACCCAGAACUGAGUGAAGAUGAGAUUCAGCAGAAGAUUGAAAAUGUCCUUCAGAGAUGUGAAUCAGGUCACUGUGUGUUUCUGCUGGUCAUCAAAGCUGAUAGUUUCACUGAAGAAGAGAGAAAAACUGUGGAGAAGAUUGAGAAGCUGCUGGGAGAAGAACGCCUGAAUAAAACCUGGAUUCUCUUCACCAGAGGAGACGAACUGGAGGAAGACAACCUGACAAUACAAGAAUUCCUUGAUAGAAAUAAUGGGUUGAAGACACUUGUUGAGAAAUAUGAUCAGAGAUACCAUGUGUUCAACAACAAGAAGAAGACAGCAGCAAGUGACCAGGCUCGAUUACUGCUGGUAAACAUUCUCCAGAGAUCUUUGGGGUUAAGCGUUGUAGGCCACACAACAAAAAUGGAACCUAAAGCACUUAAUUUUAUAAUUUUACUGGGGAAAAAACGAGCUGGGAAGAGUGUGUCAGGAAACACAAUACUGGGACGAGAAGCUUUCAUAUCAAGGAGAAGAUCUGGUUCUGUCACGCCUGAUAACACUGUUGAAUCUGGGACUGUUGAUGGGUUUCCAGUCAAUGUUUAUGACACACCAGGAAUCUGUGACCCAGAACUGAGUGAAGAUGAGAUUCAGCAGAAGAUUGAAAAUGUCCUUCAGAGAUGUGAAUCAGGUCACUGUGUGUUUCUGCUGGUCAUCAAAGCUGAUAGUUUCACUGAAGAAGAGAGAAAAACUGUGGAGAAGAUUGAGAAGCUGCUGGGAGAAGAACGCCUGAAUAAAACCUGGAUUCUCUUCACCAGAGGAGACGAACUGAAGGAAGACAACCUGACAAUACAAGAAUUCCUUGAUAGAAAUAAUGGGUUGAAGACACUUGUUGAGAAAUAUGAUCAGAGAUACCAUGUGUUCAACAACAAGAAGAAGACAGCAGCAAGUGACCAGGCUCGAUUACUGCUGGUAAACAUUCUCCAGAGAUCUUUGGGGUUAAGCGCUAUUGCUGAAUAA
Messenger RNA from Sinocyclocheilus grahami, 1194 nucleotides. RefSeq names its product GTPase IMAP family member 8-like. The record is from RefSeq and is a predicted model, not a curated record. The transcript has 3 exons. Gene Ontology annotation, molecular function: GTP binding. Lineage: Eukaryota; Metazoa; Chordata; Actinopteri; Cypriniformes; Cyprinidae. The coding region runs from base 1 to 1194 and encodes 397 amino acids.